Molecule: messenger RNA, 3003 nt
Organism: Pristis pectinata (smalltooth sawfish)
Lineage: Eukaryota; Metazoa; Chordata; Chondrichthyes; Rhinopristiformes; Pristidae
Gene: lratd1
Product: LRAT domain containing 1
Exons: 3
Coding region: 503-1333 (276 amino acids)
Source: RefSeq, a predicted model, not a curated record
CUUCUUACGGGUGUUUGGACAGGUGGAGUAUACUAUUCGAGAGCGAAAUAUUCGUGGAGCGUUGGGUUUACAUUCACCCCUGCGAUAUUGACACAGGCAUUAUCGGCAGAUAUAAGAAUAUUACGAAAGGAUCUGGAGAACGGGAAGCGCCGCAAUCGGACCGAUCAGAACCAGCCCCCGCUCCCCGCCCCACUCCAGGGAGUGGGUUGCCUCCGGAUUCGAUUGACAGCCGGGGACAGCAACCAGCUCUGCGGCCUGGAGUGGCUGAGCCAAUCAUAGGAGAGCAGGGGUGGGCCCGGAGCGCGGCAGCCACAUAUGCAGCGCGGGCGGAGCGGGCUGGCUCCUGUCUCACCUUGGGCAGCGCGCAUGGAGCAGCGCUGAAAACCGCUGCAGCAUCGGCAGGUGGAGCCGCGGGGAGCGGUGGUGUUGCUGCUGCCGCCAACGGGCGCCAGGUGCAUUCCCUUGCCCCUUGCAGUGCGUGCCCAGGUGCGUGGUAUCAUUGAUGGGAAAUCAAAUCGACCGGAUCACCCACCUGAACUACAGCGAGCUCCCCACGGGCGAUCCCUCGGGCAUCGAGAAGGACGAGCUGAGGGUGGGGGUGGCCUACUUCUUCUCGGACGACGAAGAUGAGCUGGACGAGCGGGCACCACAGCCCGAGAAGUUGUGGAGGGAGCCGAGCCCGUCCAGGGAGGGCACAGCGGCGGUGCUGCUGCUGGGUGAGCUGGAGUACUCUGCCUUCUGCUGCCACGAGUGCAUCUUCUCCAAGCUGGGUGGCAGCCAGGACCUCAGCGCCUACCCGGUGAGCGCGCUGCUGCCCAGGUGCCGGGCGGGCGACCUCCUGGAGCUGGCGCGCGGCGGCGGGCAGCCGGCUCACUGGGUGGUGUACGUGGGCGCCAGCCGGGUCGUCCACCUGCAGGGACAGGAGAUCCGCGAGGAGCACCUGGCGCAGGUGAGCGGAGGGCGCCUGGCGCGCAUCGUCAAUGGCUGGUACCGCUACCGGGCGCUGCCAGCCGAGCUGGUGGUGCAGAAUGCACGGGGCCACGUCGGCCUCCGGGGCCGCGAGGUGUGCUGGACCAACUCAGAGAGCUUCGCCGCCUGGUGCCGGUUCGGCAAGCGGGAAUUCAAGGCAGGCGGGGAGGCCCGGGGUGCAGGAGGGCAGGAAGGCGGGCAGGUGCAGGAGGGCCGCUACCUGCUCAAGCUGCACCUGCCUGACAGCAGGGUGCACACGCUCAACUUCCCCAGCCUGGAAGACCUGAUCAGGGAGAAGCGUCGCCAGGACGCUGGCGGCAAACUGGGAGUGCUGAAGGAGCUGUCGGUGCUGAACCAAAAAUAGCCAGCUUCCCCCGGGAGGAAGGAGGCAGAGCAAAGCUUUAUGCAGAAGGAAGGAGGUCGAUGGGAGCUCAAGGCCACACAAUGAGGUUGGACAUUCCUGGCAUGGACUCUUCCCUAGUGAGGGGCUGCACCUGUCCCCACCCGCCUCCCUCCAAGAGGAUACGGUCCCAGCACCUGCUGUGAAGUAGGAUGUGGAUUGGUUGUUAUCUUCUUCUGUGACUUGCCUUCAUUUGCGAAAAUGGUGAAGACAUUUGAGGUGUGAACUUAACAUGUGCAUUUUUCUAUCUGUCACUACUUACUCGGUCAUUUUGUGCCAAAUUUUAUGUCAUGAUUUUGUCCUGGACAUUACAAAUUUUCCAACCCAGAGCUGCUUUCAUUGUCCUUGGGAUGGCCUGUGUUGAGGAAUCCUUUUGUUCCAGUUUUGUUUGAUUUCUUGACAUUAAAUCGCAUUUUUUUUUUGUGUGAGUGUGUGUGGUUGCGGGUGGUAGGAUGGGGGGGGGGGGAAUGUGGUGGAUUGCAACUUCAGUGUUGUGACUACUAAACAUAUUGGUCAGUUUGAGGGGUUUACUCCUUCCAUGUCUAUUGAAGACAUAUUAAUGAAAUGGAAUAAACAGCACUCUUUUAUCGUUCAGAGAAAAGUUCCCAGAUAACCUGUGCGUUUGGAUGAAAGUGCUCUCAAGCCUUGGGGAUGGUCUAUCACUCAGAUCUUCUUUCACAGUUUGCAAAGCACUUUUGAAGUGACUGAGCAUUCUAAUACCUUUGCAUUUAGAGCAGACUCGAGGGCUCGUAAAUGCCACUCUUGCUGCUGUUCCUUCUGUGACCAUUUCAGAAACAGCAGCAUUGGUCAUGGAAAGCUUGUGGUGUGAAGUUUUUUGCUUAGGUUAUUGAGAAUUCUAAUCUAUUUCCCGUUUCUCAUAAAAACAAUAGUGAAUGCCCUACUACAUCAGUGGGAAUCAAUGGAUUGCAGGAAUCCUUAGGGAACUUUUUUAGGAAAUAUAAUUAAUGUAAGAAUGAGGCUUGUAAAUGUACAUGUGUGUGUGAUGUACCAUCUGUUUCCUUUUGUAUUUUCAUAUUUUUGCUUGGAAUGGGAUAGUGCGUACAAAAUCUGCUUACCCCUUACAAGUACUGCUCUUGAUUAACUUGCCAGGAGUCACUUCGGCCAAACUUUGUCUCCUCAAACUACUUGGAUAAGGCAGUGGAGAGAUGGGGGUGCUCACGUUAGAAUUGGAAGGUCUCAAUAGAAUUUUUUUAAAAAUAUUUCAUUAAUGGAAAUUCUAGGAUGUAAUGGCUUUAAAUAUAACCACUUCCAUGUUUUCUUUUAAUUUUUAUUUUCUAUUACAAUUAUUUUGUUAUAUUUGAAGGUGCAAUAUUAUCAUUGCUGUCACCAUUGUGCUGUUAAAGUGGAUUGUAAUAUGGCCACAGACCGGUUUGUCAGUCUUCAUGUACAACGUGAUUCAGACCAACUGCCAGUUGAAAUAGUAACAUGAAUAACCCAUGUCUUGUGAAAGAGCAGAGCUUCAUAUCUUCUUGCAGUUACAGGCAUUAGUAAGUGCACUAAAUACAGAGUAUAUACUUGCCUUUCGCUCUGGACAUUUUAUUGUGCAGGAUAACUUGAAAUGUGAUAAAUUUGCCAUUCAAAUACUGGCCAAAUAGUAAAAGAACUGUCAUUCA